Messenger RNA from Belonocnema kinseyi, 447 nucleotides. Its product is annotated as global transcription regulator sge1-like. The record is from RefSeq and is a predicted model, not a curated record. Lineage: Eukaryota; Metazoa; Arthropoda; Insecta; Hymenoptera; Cynipidae. Bases 1 to 447 code for a protein of 148 amino acids. The transcript has a single exon.
AUGUACAAACCCCCAACUCACAAGCUCCAUAUCCACAAACGAAAAAAACCACAAACCCACAAGCUGCCAAACUCCAAACUGAGAAACCAUACGCCCCCGUACCUGAAACCCACAAACUCCAUAUCCAUAAAUGCACAAACCCCAAACGCACAAAAUCUACCAACCCCAAACCCCAAACCCAGAAACUCACAAACCCUAAAUUUACAAACCCAAAAAAACCAAACCCACAAACCCCAAGCCCCAAGCCCACAAGCUUUAUAUCAACAAACCAACAAAUACCAAACCAAAAAGCUCCAAAUUCACCAACCAGAAAUCCAAAAACUCCGAAUACACAAGCUCUAUAUCCACAAUGUACAAACCCCCAACUCACAAGCUCCAUAUCCACAAAUGAACAAACCACAAACCCAAAACCCAGAAGCUGCCAAACUCCAAACUAAGAAACCCUAA